AUGAGUUCUAAGUUUUCAGUUAAGUGUAAUAAAGAUCAUAACAAAACAUUUGAUGAUCUUAUAAAACCAAUCCUAUUUGAAUAUCCAAUAAGAAGAAAAUCUUGUUAUUGUUAAUAAUGUGGAAAUCUAGGAUAAUUCCAAUAGCAAAAUUCAAAUUUACCAACAUCAAAAGAAAUAUAAUUUAGUAAAUAGAAGAGAAUCAAUCGAAAGUUAAGUUUUGGCGAUGAUAUUCAAACUGAUUUUCCUAGUGAAUUUAGUUAAAUAGAAAGCGAAAAUGGAAGACGAAUUAGGCAAAAUGAUAAGUCAUUUUCAAUUUCAAUUAAAUGCUUAGAAGGAUCCUUAAAAUUUGAUAGCAUUUAUAUAGAAAAUACUAAUAAAAUAAAGAGAAAAAGCUGUGAAUGUAGUGAAUGUGGAAAACUUAAUCCAUUUUAAAUAAAGAAUCAAGAAAUAUGGAUUCCUAAAAAAGAUAGAUAGAUCAAGUAGUUUUAAAUUAAAAGUUAACCGAAAUUCUUGUAAUAUGGAUCAACAGAGUUUUAGAUAUUAAACAAGAAAAUUGUAUAAAAGACAAUAAUGUAUUCACCUAGAAGUUAAAGAUCCAUUUAAUUGAAAUAAAUUAAUGAAAUGAGAAGAACUAAAGACGUUAAGACAUUAGUAAACAAUCGUAUAUCCACAAGAGAUUUAGAACUACAUCCUAAACAAAUUUAAAGCAAAUUUUCAAUAAUUAAUUCCUGUCGUUAAUUAGAUUCUCAGAACAUUCCACAAGGCAAAUCUCAAACAUAAAAUACUAAUAAGCCUAUUAUAUCUUUUUAUCAUAUAAAAUGA
This is a messenger RNA of Paramecium pentaurelia, 822 nucleotides long. NCBI's taxonomy places the organism in Eukaryota, Ciliophora, Oligohymenophorea, Peniculida, Parameciidae. The record is from the annotation of a GenBank genome assembly.